Messenger RNA from Propithecus coquereli (Coquerel's sifaka), 1671 nucleotides. Its product is annotated as low-density lipoprotein receptor-related protein 1B-like. The transcript has 10 exons. The coding region runs from base 1 to 1671 and encodes 556 amino acids. The record is from RefSeq and is a predicted model, not a curated record. Gene Ontology annotation, molecular function: protein binding. Lineage: Eukaryota; Metazoa; Chordata; Mammalia; Primates; Indriidae.
AUGGUCUUCUAUUUACAAAUGAAACUUUUCUUUACUGACUACGGGAAUGUCGCCAAAGUGGAGAGAUGUGACAUGGAUGGGAUGAACAGAACAAGGAUAAUUGAUUCAAAGACAGAGCAGCCAGCUGCACUGGCACUAGACCUAGUCAACAAAUUGGUUUACUGGGUAGAUCUUUACUUGGACUACGUGGGAGUAGUGGACUAUCAAGGAAAAAAUAGACAUACUAUCAUUCAAGGCAGACGAAUCAGACAUCUUUAUGGUAUAACCGUGUUUGAAGACUAUUUGUAUGCAACCAGUUCUGAUAACUUCAAUGUCAUAAAGAUAAACCGAUUUAAUGGCACUGAUAUUCAUUCAUUAAUUAAAAUGGAAAAUGCUAGAGGAAUUCGAAUUUAUCAAAAAAGAACUCAACCAACAGUCAGAAGCAAUGCCUGCGAAGUGGAUACAUAUGGAAUGCCAGGGGGAUGUUCACACAUCUGUCUGCUCAGCAGCAGUUACAAAACACGGACCUGUCGCUGCAGGACUGGCUUCAAUUUGGGAAGUGAUGGCAGAUCAUGCAAAAGACCGAAGAAUGAGUUGUUCCUCUUUUACGGGAAAGGACGCCCAGGAAUUGUUAGAGGAAUGGACUUGAAUACCAAGAUAGCUGAUGAAUACAUGAUCCCCAUAGAAAAUCUGGUAAACCCUCGUGCUUUAGAUUUUCACGCAGAAACCAAUUAUAUCUACUUUGCUGACACCACCAGUUUCCUAAUUGGCCGGCAGAAGAUAGAUGGCACAGAGCGAGAAACCAUUCUGAAAGAUGAUCUGGAUAAUGUGGAGGGCAUUGCUGUGGACUGGAUCGGAAAUAACCUUUACUGGACAAAUGAUGGCCAUAGGAAAACCAUUAAUGUGGCUAGACUGGAAAAGGCUUCUCAGAGUCGGAAGACUCUUUUGGAGGGAGAAAUGUCUCAUCCCAGAGGGAUUGUGGUGGAUCCAGUUAAUGGUUGGAUGUAUUGGACAGACUGGGAGGAAGAUGAAAUAGAUGACAGCGUGGGAAGGAUUGAGAAGGCCUGGAUGGAUGGCUUCAAUCGGCAGAUUUUUGUGACUUCAAAGAUGCUGUGGCCAAACGGUUUAACUCUGGACUUUCACACCAACACAUUAUACUGGUGUGAUGCCUAUUAUGAUCAUAUUGAAAAAGUGUUUUUGAAUGGAACUCACAGGAAGAUUGUUUACAGUGGGAAAGAAUUGAACCAUCCUUUUGGACUGUCGCAUCAUGGGAACUAUGUGUUCUGGACUGAUUAUAUGAAUGGUUCCAUUUUUCAACUAGAUUUGAUAACAAGUGAGGUGACAUUAUUGAGGCAUGAAAGACCACCCCUGUUUGGGCUUCAGAUUUAUGAUCCACGAAAACAACAAGGUGACAAUAUGUGCCGAGUAAAUAAUGGAGGCUGUAGUACACUUUGCUUGGCCAUUCCAGGAGGCCGGGUGUGUGCUUGUGCUGAUAAUCAACUUUUGGAUGAAAAUGGGACGACUUGCAUAUUUAAUCCUGGAGAAGUAUUAGCUCACAUAUGUAAAGCUGGAGAAUUUCGCUGCAAAAACAGAUACUGUAUCCAAGCUCGGUGGAAAUGUGAUGGCGAUGAUGACUGCCUGGACGGAAGUGAUGAGGAUUCAGUAAAUUGCUGUAUGUUCUCCUUCAAGUAA